CUAGGUAGCUACGUUCCAUCUGCGGCCUUCCAAAGAUACUGCCCAACUGCCUGUGAUGGAUCACCGGCUGUACGGCGACCCCUCCGCGAGCAGCUUCUCUCCGCUGGAGGCACAGAUCUUCUCCGGCCAGCUGCCGCCGUCGUCAACGCCAUGGCCAAAUCUCGACGUUGACCUCGCCCUGGACCUCGACGUUCUCGAGGAUGACAUCGUCCGGGAGCUCUCUGCUGGCACAGUGGCAAACGCGGCAUCGUCAGGUUCCGGCUCCGGCGCCCACAAGAAGCUCAGCCACAACGCGUACGAGCGCGACCGCCGGAAGCAGCUCAACGAGCUAUACCUCUCGCUCCGUUCUCUCCUCCCGGACGCCGACCACACCAAGAAGCUGAGUAUUCCGACGACGGCGUGUCGAGCGCUCAAGUACAUCCCCGAGCUGCAGAAACAGGUCGAGAAUCUGGAGAAGAAGAAAGAGAAACUGGCUAGUGCCAACUGCAAACCAGGGGUACUGAGCGUGACCGGCAGCAUAGCUCCAACUGUGUCCGCUACUUGCCUCAACCACAAGGAAAUCAUGGUUCAGAUUAGCUUGCUGAGAGAUACAGAUGCUUCUACAGCUCUACCUCUUUCCAAGUGUAUAAAUGUACUGGAGAACGAAGGACUUCAGCUCAUCAGUUCAUCGACUUCCUCCACCUUUGGGAACAAAACGUUCUAUAACCUCCAUCUUCAGAGAAGUCAAGGAGCACUAAACAUGGAGUGCCCAUCGUUUUGUGACAAAUUGGAACAAGCCAUCAUGGAAGCAGCGGGACUAUAUCUGCAGCACUAGAGGAUUAUUGUUCUUAACUAUCAUAAAUAAAGAUUCCUUAAAUAGCUAUGAGAUGCCUGUAGCAUGGGUGCUGCGUA
Molecule: messenger RNA, 891 nt
Organism: Triticum urartu
Lineage: Eukaryota; Viridiplantae; Streptophyta; Magnoliopsida; Poales; Poaceae
Source: RefSeq, a predicted model, not a curated record